AUGAGAAGCAAAGAAACAACAACAACAACAACAGUCAUCGCUAACGAAGCUGUAACCGCCGGGAUCUCUGGCAGCACUACUAGCAACAAUAGUAAUAAUAACAACAAUGAUACUAAUAACAUCAACAAUAACAUCAACAACAACAGCAGCAGCAGCACAAACGCACUAAACAACAGCAAAACAAAAUUUAAAACUGCCGAAAUAAUUGACCGUCCUAGAACCCCGCCCCCAACGGGCCCCAUUAUCGAACUACGCAGCCGAGAAGUCAUCUUUGCCAUUUUGAUCUUCUUCCUCUUAGCCGUAGUCACGGGUUUGAUUGUGGUUCUUAGUUCCUACCAGAUGAAAAAUUUGUCGAUGACGGUUGGCGAUGCAAGACCGGUUGAGAAGAGGGGUGAGAAAAAGCAGUUUUGCCAGAAUACAGGCUCGUCUAGACGCAUGGACUUCAGCGCACACCCCUGCGACGACUUCUGGAAAUAUUCAUGCGGUCGAUUCCUUGCUGAAAACAAAAUUCCGGAAGGAAAAGGAUCCAUCGGGCUCGAUGACAUGGCCAUAAACCAGACGAAACGAAUAAUCGAAACGGUCAUUCGGUCGGAUAUUGCCGACAAUCACCGAACCAACCCCGACUCUGCGGUCAGAAAGAUGAAACAGUUUUACGAUACUUGCACUCUGGGAAACAAAACGAAGUUGAAAAAAUUUGACGGCCUGAUGAAACACGCUGGAACCUGGUUGAAAUAUGACAAAGAAAUAAACGUUCAAAGGAUGCUGACUCUGCUAAUUAUUGAGCUUGACUUGCAAGCACUGUUCUCUAUGGCCAUCACAAAACAAGCUUUGGUCAAAGAUACCAACAUAAUCAUGGUUAAUUAA
Helobdella robusta is the source of this 864-nucleotide messenger RNA. RefSeq lists its product as hypothetical. Gene Ontology annotation, biological process: protein processing. Gene Ontology annotation, cellular component: plasma membrane. Bases 1 to 864 code for a protein of 287 amino acids. The record is from RefSeq and is a predicted model, not a curated record. Gene Ontology annotation, molecular function: metalloendopeptidase activity. NCBI's taxonomy places the organism in Eukaryota, Metazoa, Annelida, Clitellata, Rhynchobdellida, Glossiphoniidae. The transcript is spliced from 4 exons.